This is a messenger RNA of Tupaia belangeri chinensis (Chinese tree shrew), 843 nucleotides long. Its product is annotated as olfactory receptor 4P4-like. Gene Ontology annotation, molecular function: olfactory receptor activity. Gene Ontology annotation, cellular component: membrane. Lineage: Eukaryota; Metazoa; Chordata; Mammalia; Scandentia; Tupaiidae. Gene Ontology annotation, biological process: G protein-coupled receptor signaling pathway. The record is from RefSeq and is a predicted model, not a curated record.
AUGGAAAGAAGCAAUAUUAUCACUGUAUUUAUUUUCUUGGGACUUUCCACAAAUAAGAACAUUGAAAUCCUAUGCUUUCCUGAUUUAUUGGCAGACAGGAAAACCAUUUCCUUCAAUAACUGUAUGAUACAGCUCUUUACCACCCAUCUCUUUGGAGGAAUUGAGAUCUUCAUUCUCACAGGGAUGGCCUAUGACCACUAUAUGGCCAUCUGUAAGCCGCUACACUACGCAACCAUCAUGAGCAAGCGAAGGUGUAAAAUCGUCAUAGCUUGUUGUACCGGAGGGUUUAUACACUCUGCCAGUCAGUUUCUUCUCACCAUCUUCGUACCGUUCUGUGGCCCCAGUGAGAUAGAUCAUUACUUCUGUGAUGUGCAUCCUUUGCUAAAAUUAGCCUGUUCUAAUACACAUAGAAUAGGUCUCCUAGUCAUUGCUAAUCCAGGCCUAGUUGCUCUGGUGACCUUUGUUGUCCUGAUGCCGUCUUACUUUUGUAUAUUGUACACCAUCAGAACGUACUCUGCAGAGAGCCGCAGCAAAGCUCUUCCCACAUGCAGUUCUCACAUGGCAGUUGUGGUCCUGUUUUUUGCACCUGCAUUAUUCAUUUACUUUAGACCAAUCACAACAUUCCCAGAAGAUAAAGUAUUUGCUCUGUUUUUCACCAUCAUUACCCCCAUGCUCAACCCUCUUAUUUACACACUGAGAAACAUGGAGAUGAAGAAUGCCAUGAGAAACAUGUGGUGUCAUCAAAUAUCCCUGAAACAAAAGUUAAAUUUGAAUUAUUUCUGUUUUAGUGUCAUCAUUCCAUUAACUAUACCUAACCUGCAGUUUCCAUACAUCGCUGAUUGA